AAACAAACUUCUCCUCAACAAGGAAGGACCAUGAGUACAGCAAAUGAUUAAGCGAUUCACUUCAUGGACCUACCUGCCAGCUUUCCUGCUUCCUUGAUCUGUAUAUAAAAACCUGUGCUGCGCACCAAUAACCCUACUGCUCUGGUGUCCUGUUUUCAACACCAUGCACAGCCUCUUGUGCCAGUUCAGUGCUGCCACCCUCUUCCUGGUCCUGUGCCUGCAGCUGGGAAUCAACAAGGCUGAGGAUAGCACAAAUAUUCGAAAACCACUUAAUUUUUAUUUAGACGUUCCAAAUUCUGCAGUGUCAGGCGAGGAGAUCACUGUGAAACUUGGACUUGAGACAGAAUAUAGAGAAUGUUUAGUGGUCAAAGCUUACCUUGUAAGUUCUACCCCAAUGGACGGUAGCUUCAGCUAUAACCAAACCCGCUGCCUCUGUAAUGAUUAUGGAAUUACCUUCUACUGGGACUUUACAGUCCACCAAACUGUCAGAUUUGCAAUAGUGGUUGAAAUUAUUAAGGAAAGAAACAUCUGCCCUAAUGAUGUGGCAGUGGUGCCCAUCAAUGGAGACAGGUAUUACACUUAUCAUACCGUGUUUGUGAGCUAAUGGAAGCCUCUUAUGUCUCUGAAAACCAAUGUAAUUUUUCUCUAAGUAAAAUUGACUGGAAUAUCCAUGACAGUGGUUAAAUAAAAUUCUUACAAGCGUC
Molecule: messenger RNA, 704 nt
Organism: Peromyscus eremicus (cactus mouse)
Lineage: Eukaryota; Metazoa; Chordata; Mammalia; Rodentia; Cricetidae
Gene: Pip
Product: prolactin induced protein
Exons: 4
Coding region: 164-604 (146 amino acids)
Biological process (GO): regulation of immune system process; proteolysis
Cellular component (GO): extracellular region
Molecular function (GO): aspartic-type endopeptidase activity
Source: RefSeq, a predicted model, not a curated record